AUGGCGGAAGCAGAAGACGACUCGCAGCAGGAAUGGGCGGCCCAGGCAGAGGGUUUCAAGGCCGAGGGCAACGCGCGACUGGCAGCACAGCGGUACGCAGACGCAGUGGAGAUGUACACGCGGGCGAUCGAGCUGGACCCGGACAACGCCGUGUACUACAGCAACCGCUCGGCCGCGUAUCUCGCCAUGGGCGACGCGCGCGGCAAAGCUCUCCACGACGCCAAGAAGUGCAUUGAGCUCAAACCUGAUUGGUGGAAAGGGUACAGUCGUAAAGGGGCAGCAGAGCAUGCGCUGCAGCGCUUCGACGCGGCUCGGGCGACGUUCAACGAGGGGCUGCGACUCGAGCCGGAGAACUCGUCGCUUCUGCAGGCGGCAGAAGAGGCGUAUGCAGCUGGACAGAGGCAUAGCGAGCGCCUGAAGGAGCAGGAGAGGCUGAGGGUGGAGCAAGAGGAGAAGCAGCGGCAGUGCCAAGCCGCAGAGAGCGAGCGGAGGCUGAAGGAAGACGAGCAGGAGGAGAAGGAGGCGAAGCCAAAAGACGAAGACGCGCUGUUGGCAGAGUUUAUGUCGGAGGUGCAGGAGAUUGAGGAGAGUGCUAAUUGCAUCAAGAAAGAUACCGACAGCGAGGCAGCUGAGAAGAAGAAGAAGAUUGUGGACUUUGGCACGUCCGACGGGCAGAUUGAGCGGUUGCUGCAGCCGCAUUUCAAGUGGAUCAACUUGAACCCUUUUCGAGUGCUCAUGCUGGAUGUGGACGCCACGGAGGAGGACAUGAAGCAGCAUUACCGAAAGAUAUCGACUUUGGUACAUCCGGACAAGUGCCGCAACGCUAAAGCCCGCGACGCUUUUGAAGAGGUGACGAAGGCGUACAACCUGAUCACACAAGAAGAUCGGCGGAAGAUGUGUAUUCGCACGAUCGAGAAUGCAACGUUGGAGGUCAAGAAGGAUCGUCGCCGGAAGAUCAAGAAGGGUAUCAAAGAGAGCGAUUUGGGCGAUCUUGACGAGGCUCUGGAAAAAGCUGUGCUACGUGCGUUUGCCGAAAUCGAAAAUCGUCGCGUGAAUAUCGAGAAGCGCGAAGCUGCUCAGCGGCGGCGCGAGGCGGAGCAAGAGGAAAAGGAGCAUGCAAAGGUUGUGAAUAUGUUCAAGCGAGAGCGUUCGUGGGCAGAGAUGGACCGCCGGGAUCAGCGUGUCGGUAGCUGGCGGUCGUUCCAGAAAGGAGGUAAACGGAGGAAAGAAAUGGAUGCACAGGGAUGGAAAGAAGAAGCGCGGGAAGAGAAGAAAUUUGGCGAAGUGGACAAUGACGCUUACAAGAAAGGAUGGAAAUAA
Hyaloperonospora brassicae is the source of this 1320-nucleotide messenger RNA. The record is from the annotation of a GenBank genome assembly. Lineage: Eukaryota; Oomycota; Peronosporomycetes; Peronosporales; Peronosporaceae.